AUGAUUUUCUUAUUCCGAUGCAAGAAAUGAACCCUGAGCCACCUUUAUGGGUCGACUUGGAAAGAAUAUCCUGUAAAGAGUGUCAAAGUCCUUGUGUUUUCAACCACGGUACUAUUGUUUGUUCCAACUGUGGUUUAGCUUUUGAAGAAGAAUCGAGUUUGUUGCAAUUAGGACAAGAAAGAGAGACACGUGGGUCGUCCUUUAUAGGACGUUCCUCUCCAUCUUUUCAGUGUUCUUAUUCUUUCUAUAAGGAUUCUACCACUCGUCAAGAAAGAGCAACAAGGAUGUUAUUCAACAAGUGCAAAGAAAUUGUUGGAAAACUAGCUCUAGAUGGUGGUUUAUUGACUCCUUUGGAUUCCCUCGUUACUAGGACAGCUCUACUUGUAUGGCCCUGUCAUAAGCAUUGGUUGUCAGCCUCGUGUGCAGCUUGUGUCUAUAUUGUUGCUCGAAUGCACUUCAAAGCAGUGAAUAUGACGGAUUGUUCAAUAGCCGCCCGUUGUAUGGUAAGCGAAACGGGUAGAGUUUAUCAGCAGUUGGUAGCUGAGUUGGAGUUGGCCAUUCCACCUGGAGACCCUUUUGCACUGUUAUGGCGUGUUUGUCAUAUUCUGUUGACUUGUUUAUUUCCCGACUCAGAAAAGCAGCGGUCUUGUUCAUUGGGUAAUUUGUAUCACUUGAGUUGUAAUCUAUUGUGGUAUGCUGAACAAAGAUGGUUGCUUACUGGAAGAAAACCUAUUCAUAUUGUCAUUGCUGCAUCGACAUUGGCAGCAACUUACAAUUGUGGAUAGAUAUGUCGAAGCAUUUAUCGAGU
Molecule: messenger RNA, 808 nt
Organism: Galdieria sulphuraria
Lineage: Eukaryota; Rhodophyta; Bangiophyceae; Galdieriales; Galdieriaceae
Exons: 3
Coding region: 18-785 (255 amino acids)
Biological process (GO): transcription by RNA polymerase III; transcription preinitiation complex assembly; DNA-templated transcription initiation
Cellular component (GO): nucleus; transcription factor TFIIIB complex; transcription preinitiation complex
Molecular function (GO): RNA polymerase III general transcription initiation factor activity; RNA polymerase III type 3 promoter sequence-specific DNA binding
Source: RefSeq, a predicted model, not a curated record